UAAGCUCGCUUAAAUCCUUAAGCCUUACUUGGAUGUGAUUUGUAUGCACCACAGAAAAUUAAUCUAAGCUUCGUUAAGCGUUAAAUAUAUUUGACAACAUUGCGUAUUUGUGCUUUUUAACCUCACUAUUUUUCACAUGUUUAUAAGUUAUACGACCUUUUGUAUUUUUAACGUGUGUGCAAAGUAUAAUUUUACGAGUUCGCUAAUUAUUAACAAAUCAUGAGCAAAGAAAAAAUUAGGGUGGCAAACUUUUCUAGUGCAGAGAAACUGCUUCUGUUAACGAUAAUUUCAGAAAAAUAUAGUAAAAUACUAGAAGACAAAAAAACUGACCGCAUGUCUGUCUCUCAAAAAGAGCAGGCAUGGUCACAAAUCGAAAUAGACUUUAAUGCUUCGUCUACUACAACGUUCCGAAACGCAUCCUGUCUAAAGAAGUGUUACGAAAACAGGAAGAAAGAACUGCGUAAAACUGUAGCCAGUCAUAAACGAGACGUCUUAUUAACUGGUGGUGGGCCACCACCUAAGAAAAAGAAAGACGAUGACGAAACAUUGAUUGAUGAUAUACUGACAUCAAUCAUGAAUGAAAAGACUUUGGUAGGACUACAAAACCCAUUUGAUGACGAUGUUGAUGAAAACGCAAUCCCACAACGUAAUACUCAACAAUUCGAUACAGAUACUGAGUUUGUGUUGGAGGUUGGCAGUGAAUACACUUCACAAAUUCAGACUGCACAGGGCGUCAUGCCAGCAUCCAACGUUAUGAAUUGGAAAAGGAGUACUCCAAAUCAAUUAAAACAACCAAUAAGUGCAACACUUUGUGCCAUUGCAAAAGAUGAACAAAUGGCACCACAACUAGACAUCACCACACCUAAUAGCUCUAAAGCGCGAACACCAAAACAGUGUAGCAGAAGAAGACCAACAACCGUCGUGAAAACGCUAACAUUGUCUGACAUUGCUAAGAAAUACAAUAUAUUACUUGAUAAACGAAUUUCUUUAUUGGAUGCACAACAUAAACAUAUGGAAAAAGAAAAUGAAUUAAUUCUCAAAAAGCAUCAACUAGAAAUUGCUUUGUUAACUAGGAAAUUGAAAAGAGAUGAAGAGCUUGACACUGAAAAUUAGUAAUUAUCUGUUUUAUACUUAUAGUA
Messenger RNA from Photinus pyralis (common eastern firefly), 1139 nucleotides. Its product is annotated as myb/SANT-like DNA-binding domain-containing protein 3. The transcript has 3 exons. Bases 220 to 1113 code for a protein of 297 amino acids. The record is from RefSeq and is a predicted model, not a curated record. NCBI's taxonomy places the organism in Eukaryota, Metazoa, Arthropoda, Insecta, Coleoptera, Lampyridae.